AUGCAGGAGAGUUUCACUGCUGGUCCACAAGAGGUCAGAGCAGUCCACAUUGAUGUACAUAAUCCACAACCAGAGAACCUGAUCAACCGGAUUCCUCUGGCCACAAAGCUGUGUUAUGCUGCUGGUGGCGUCCCAUAUCAGGUCACUACAGUAGCUAUAGGUGUUUCCCUGCAGAUAUUUCUUCUGGAUGUUGUGCCGAUGGAGGCCUACUAUGUUUCAAUGAUUUUGUUUGUGAGUCGGGCCUGGGACGCUGUGACUGACCCUCUGGUGGGAUAUCUGGUGAGCCGCAGUGAGUGGACCCCCAUCGGCAAACUCAUUCCCUGGCUGGUUCUUUCCACUCCGUUUGCUGUUUUCUCGUAUCUGCUGCUGUGGUUUGUUCCUCGAGGCUUCACAUCUCAGGCCCUCAGCGUGCUGUGGUUCCUCAUUGCAGCCUGCCUGUUUGAGACCCUAAUAAGUUGCUACAACGUCCCCUUCCUGGCUCUCAACAUGUUCCUAGGGGGAGAUCACAGAGACAGAGACUCUGCCACGGCCUACAGAAUGAGUGUGGAGGUUCUGGCCAUGCUGUUGGCUUCUGUAAUCCAGGGUCAAGUUGUAGCGGUGUACAACACAGAGAGGCAGGAGGCCUGUGAAAGUCUAGACCAGGCUCAUGAAAACCCUCUAAGCACAUAUUCACCACAAACUGCAUCACUAAAGGAAACGGAGAAAGCUUUCCUGACCUCUGCAUUGAUCAUGGGUGCUCUGUUUUACCUAAGCAGCCUGGUUCUCUUCCUGGGGGUGAAGGAGCUGCAGGCACCCGACAGCUCUGAUGACAAAAUGCGACCCUCCUACUUGACCUCACUGAAGCUGCUGAUCCUUCACGUGCCUUACCAGCGACUUGUGCUCGGCUUUAUGUUCUGUGCACUCGCAUUUCAGAUGUCCUUGGGUAAUUUUGCACUUUUUUGCAGUCAUGCUGCUGGGCUGGGGGCCCAGUUCCAGCACCUCCUACUGGUUCUACUGGCGUCUGCCUCCAUCUCAGUUCCUCUUUGGCAAAUGGUUCUCCUGAGAAUAGGAAAAAAGGUCACAGUUUUCAUUGGACUAUCGUUCUUCAUCCCAGCUGUGACUGUAAUCGCCUGUGUUCCCAGUAACCUCCCAGUUUUCAUGGUUAUGUGUGUAUUGAUGGGAUUCAGCGUGGGGACCAUAUUCUUGCUACCCUGGUCUAUGCUUCCAGAUGUGGUGGACGACUUUGCAGUGAAACAUCCGUCUUGCAAAGACCUGGAGCCUCUGUUUUUCUCCUGUUACGCCUUCUGCAGUAAGCUGGCAGGAGGCCUGGCUGUUGGGAUCUCAACCAUAACAUUACAGUUCGUGGGCUACAGAGCGGGCGCAUGUAACCAUGGUGAAGAAGUAGUGACAGCGCUGAUAGUGCUUUUCUCCCCAGUUGCCAUCAUACUUCUGCUGAUAGGGAUGGUCUUUUUUUGGUUCUACCCAAUCAAGGAGAAGCAAAGUUUGCAGCCUCAGGAGCAGCAGAGCACAGCGCAGCCAGAAUCUCCAGAAUCUUCAUCAGGCUCAACAGAACACACAGAGCAGCCAAUCAUCCUGCAGCAGCAGUCAAAUACCUCGCAGUGCAACCUCAGUCAUUAUAAGAAACACUCAGUCAAGUCAUCUGUCUGUUCAAAUGUAUCAAAGAGCCCCUCUGCAAAGUACUGCAGGCCUACAGCUGUUGUCCAGUCAAAUGAGAAUCCUCGAUGUCAUAAUCAGAGACUCAGCCUGAACCAGCACUCAGGAGAGGAAAUACUGCUCCGAAAGUCCUCCUGGAAUCAUUCUGGGUCAUCUUCGAGCAGGUCGAAUGCAAAAUCCAAAGUGACGUGGGUUUAGACGGACACCUCAAAGCUAGAGUUUGACAUUUUGAGAGGUACCUUUUUUUUUUACUUUCUUGCUGAGAGCUCUUAUCUCUGCAUGUUAAAUAUGAACCUGCAGCAAGCAGCUGGUUAGCCAAGUAUAAAGGCUGAGAAUGAGCAAACAGCUUGCAAUGCUGUGCUCAGUGUGAUAAAAUGUAACUCAACAGGAAGUUUACUAGUUUACAUAUUGUAUUUAAUGUGUUUAAUUUACACAUAAAUUACUCUGAACUGAAGUGCAGAGAUAAAAGCUGUUGUUUUACAAGAAGUUAGAUACUUAUUAUCACUGUGAGGUUGUAAGGCAACACAUCAUAUCUACCUGUAAAUCCACAAUGUCUGAUUAUUACAUUUCUGUUAAUUUUUUUUACAUGGAUGUUAUUUCUUUCCAUCACUGUUUGUUGUAUAAAUAGAACACAUUUGAAAAAACUUCACAAUAUUAAAUGGUGAUGACAUGUUAAUGUUUUCAGUGUUAUGAUGCCCCCAAGUGACCUAGAUUAAAAAUUACUGAAAGUCUCAGCUGAACAAUGGAAUGAAAAAAACCUACAUGGCUAAGCUGUGGUGUCUAACAUAGAUGGUGCUGUUUGUCUUUGAAGUUAUAAAAUGUUUAUGGCUCAUCAACUACCUACAUACCUGCCACAGAUAUUACACAUAAUCACAUUGCUGAAGGUUUGUCUAUAUUUUGUGACGGAGAGAACAAAGUAAUAUUGCUUGUUUUUCCAUGUGUUGUUAUUCCAACGGGAUGUGUUUACGAUCACUCAAAGGGGGACAUCCCAGACUUGGGAUCAGUCAUCAUCACUUUGUUUGUUUUGAGC
Notolabrus celidotus (New Zealand spotty) is the source of this 2683-nucleotide messenger RNA. It is a transcript of the gene mfsd2al2, whose product is annotated as major facilitator superfamily domain containing 2a-like 2. The record is from RefSeq and is a predicted model, not a curated record. Gene Ontology annotation, molecular function: symporter activity. The transcript has 14 exons. Bases 1 to 1851 code for a protein of 616 amino acids. Gene Ontology annotation, cellular component: membrane. Lineage: Eukaryota; Metazoa; Chordata; Actinopteri; Labriformes; Labridae. Gene Ontology annotation, biological process: carbohydrate transport.